Messenger RNA from Gossypium arboreum, 2679 nucleotides. RefSeq names its product phospholipase A1 PLIP2, chloroplastic-like. Gene Ontology annotation, biological process: lipid metabolic process. The transcript has 5 exons. The record is from RefSeq and is a predicted model, not a curated record. NCBI's taxonomy places the organism in Eukaryota, Viridiplantae, Streptophyta, Magnoliopsida, Malvales, Malvaceae. The coding region runs from base 230 to 2443 and encodes 737 amino acids. Gene Ontology annotation, molecular function: glycerophospholipid phospholipase A1 activity.
CUUUCUCUUUUAUAUAUAAAUGAUCAACCUUCUUAAAACCGGAAAACGGGUUGAAGAAACAAAGAGAUAAAAGCGCCUUGCUUCCCGCCAUUGUUGCCGCUUCAUAUUUCCUAUGUUUUACCCACUUUUUGUUUACUAUAGUAUUAGAUUUUUUUCAUACUAAUAUUUGAUUAGAAACUAUAAAGAAUUUUACGCCCCCACAAGCAAAUUGUAAAAAAUAAAAAAUAAAAUGGAUGGGCUUUGUUUGAAAACAGGGAUUCAUGGCAUGCCACCUGCGAUCUCGGUGACCAGGCCAUUGGAAAAUAGGACCAACGCCGCGCAAGUGAGUGCGGUGUUGCGGUCUUUGGUGGCGGAUAAUAAUAGUAAUAACAACAACAAUAAUAAAUCGACGUCGUCGUCGUCCGGGGCGGUUGUUUCGCCGCAGAAGAAGGUGUUUUCCAGGUUAUCGUGUCGGUACACAUUGAAAUCAUUGUGGCCUUCCGGAAGUGGAGGUAGGAAGUACGCGAGGUACAGCGGGACGGCUGUCGAAGAUACGGUUUUAUUGGAGAAGGGUAACGGAGAGGAGAUGAAAGUGAACGGCGGAGAAAUGAACGGAACGUUGGAAGGGCGGAACGGGAAUUGGGUCAUGAAGAUCUUGGACGUGAAGUCAUUGUGGAAGGAAGACGCUGGUAAAGAAGGGGAAGAAGCCGAAGAAGGAAACAAUGAAAACGGCGAGGAACGAAUGUGUGAAUGCUGCAGAACCUGUGAUGAUGAAAAUGAAAUAAAGGAAAUCGAUAAACAUUCGUUUUCCACGAUGCUCAAAAGGGUGUCGUUAGCUGAUGCUAAGCUGUACGCUCAAAUGUCUUACCUUGGAUGCUUGGCUUAUGUCAUUCCAAGGAUUAAGCCUGAGAAUCUCUUAAAACAUCACGGUUUGCAUUUUGUGACUUCGUCAAUGGAGAAGAGAGAAUCAGCAAUGAAUGUUGAGAAAAAUCAUGAGGUAUCCUCUGAAAAUCAAGAGGUGCAAAGGAAUAACGAGGAUGAUAUGUACGGCGAUGAGAAGAAAAAUAUCGGGUAUCGGAUCAGUGCUUCUGCUACUUAUCAGAUAGCUGCCUCUGCUGCUUCUUAUUUGCAGUCCCAUACAAGGACCAUGCUUCCUUUCAAAUCGUCGAAUCCUGAAAGCAUCAAGGAUUCAUCCAAAGAUGGAAAUGGAAGUGAGAGUGGUUCCGAUAUGAUAAACUCUGACAUGGCCUCUUUAAUGGCAACUACAGACUCCGUGACGGCCGUGGUUGCUGCCAAGGAAGAAGUGAAGCAAGCUGUUGCUGAUGAUUUGAACUCUACGCAUUCAUCGCCUUGUGAGUGGUUUAUCUGUGAUGAUGAUCAGAGUGGUACUAGAUUCUUUGUAAUUCAGGGAUCUGAGUCAUUAGCAUCUUGGCAGGCGAAUCUACUUUUCGAGCCUAUCAAGUUUGAGGGACUGGAUGUUCUUGUCCAUAGAGGUAUAUAUGAGAUUGCUAAAGGCAUGUACGAGGGAAUGCUCCCUGAUGUCCGUUCCCACUUAAAAUCACAUGGAAAACGUGCAACUUUCCGCUUCACUGGGCAUUCUCUCGGUGGCAGCUUGUCGCUAUUGGUAAAUCUUAUGUUGUUGAUACGAGGUGAAGUGCCGGCUUCUUCCUUACUUCCCGUUAUAAUGUUUGGAUCUCCAAGCAUCAUGUGUGGGGGUGACCGUCUUCUUCGCCAACUCAGGUUGCCACGAAGUCAUGUUCAAGCAAUUACGAUGCACAGAGACAUUGUUCCUCGAGCCUUCUCUUGCAAUUUUCCUAGCCGUGUUUUAGAGCUUUUAAAGGCUCUUAGUGGGAAGUUUCGACACCAUCCUUGUCUCAAUAAUCAGAAUCUAUUGUAUGCACCAAUGGGGCAACUUCUGAUUUUACAACCAGAUGAGAAAUUCUCUCCUCCUCAUCAUCUCCUUCCUUCGGGAAUCGGUCUAUAUUUCCUAACCUCUCCAUUCUCAAACGAAGACAGUGAAGAGAAGUUGCUCCGGGCUGCACAGAGAAUUUUCUUUAACUCGCCACAUCCACUUGACAUCUUAAGUGAUCGUAGUGCAUACGGUUCCGAAGGAACAAUCAUAAGAGAUCAUGACAUGAAAUCUUACUUGAAAUUCGUUCGAGAAGUCAUCCGUCAAGAGCAAAAUCGCAUCAGGAAGACCAAGAGAGAACAACGACGCAAGGACUGGUGGUCCCUGGUGUUAUCUCGAGGCGUCAGUGCGGGUAUCGUGCUCGGGAGGUCCAUCACGACAACUGGUCUACACCAAGGACAAUUCAACUUAGCCGUUGUUUUACAAACCGGGAGAGCGUCCUUGAAGCGGUUUGGUAAGCUAGUUGCAUCUAGGGACAUGCAUUUGCUGGUGAUCCUUUUGUUGCCUGCCAAACUGUUACUCUUGGGUGCAUACCAUGUGAUCAAUUUUCGUUGAGAACCAUAUAUUGUUUCUUAGGAGGGAGUAUUAUACAGGUGGAAUCACAUUGCCGUCGAUGAUUUUUUUAUUCAUUUUUUAUUUAGGAAAGGAAAUUUGAUAAAACUUAUGAAAAUUGUUUAUACUCUGUAUUAUGAGUAACACUAGUGUAAUGAUGUUUAUCGCCUCAUUGGAUCAUUGGUAGAAGUUAAUAUUUCAAUAAUGGCUACCUAAAGCUAACGAGAUUUUUCCGGAAA